AUGAGUACAAACAUUAAGGACCUCAUAAAACAAGAGAAGGAAAGAAGGAAAUUACUAAGAGAGGAAAGGAAAAAAACGGAAAAGGUGAUAAAAGACCAUGAAGAGAAAAGAGAAAAGGAAAACGAUGGAGGAGGUCAUCAUUUGGUCCCGAAGAAGUUGACGGUACGAGUGGAAGAUCGUUCAUGUUUGAAUGAUAGUACAGAUAAUCAUGACACCAAAGGUCCACACGGGGACAAGCUGUUUUUGAAAAUUCAAAAUAAUUAUGAACAUAGUGUGGUAACAGAGGAUUUUAAUCAUACAGAAGGAUUUGAUCAAGUGGAAGAAAGUGAUGCUUCAUCCCGUGUGACAAAGAAUGCUGAAUAUGGGGAAUUGAAAAAAAGUUGUUAUAAUAAAAUUCCCAAAAUGGUACAUUUCAGCGAACCUCUUGCACCGUUAAACAGGCUAAAUAAAAACAACAAUUUUAAGGAUGCCUUUUUAGACUAUAGGAAUGAAAAGAAUAGUGAAUAUUCAGAUGUCACUUCAAAAUAUGAGCAUGACAAUAAGCAAGACAAGGUGGAGGACUUACCUGCAGAUUUUUUCGACAUCCAACUGUCAUCCAAUCCUAGCAACAGUGAAAGGAAUAAUGAAAAAAGUAGUACCUCCCCCCUUGUGAAAACAUUUGGCGAGAGGAGAAAAAAAAGCAACGAAUUUGAAGCGUUGAAAGAAGAGGAAUGUUCUAGUAUGAUUAACGUUCAAUAUAAAUUAAAUGAAGAGAACACGAUGUAUGAUAAGUCUGCAUCAUCAUCACAAUUUAUAGAAGAAAUAGGAUUUAUGGAUAAACAAAACGAAAAGGAAUUUCAUAAGAAUAAUGAAACAGAUGUUGAAGUAAUAGAAACAUAUGAAAUUAUUGAGAAUGUUAUUGAUAGUACAGAAAUUAUAGAGAAUGAAAAAUUCCAGAAGAAAAUAAAAAAAAAAAGGAAAAUGUUACAAGGUGAGGAAUAUCAAGUGGAAGGAAGAGAAAACGAUGAGGAGGAUAUAUACCAAAACAGGGAUAUAAUUCAUAGAAGUGGAGAUGGUACAGACACAGAGGAAGAACAGAACAGUAAUCAUGUUAUGAAUAUUAUAAAUACGAAUUUGGAUGACUUAACAAAUUAUAAAAUGCUUGACACUGCGUACUUUGAAGAAUUGGAUUACCUACACAAAAUUUUGGUGGAGAAAAAAAAAUACAUUUUAGGAGAUUCAUACAAUGAUGAGAAGGAGGAAAAUGAAGAGAUGGAAAUGGAAAUACUCGAAGAAUUAAAUGAAUUUCAUAAAAAGAAAAAAAAAAUUGAAAAUAGAGGCGAUGACAAAAGUGAGAAUGACAAUAAUUUCAACAUAGACGAAAUUUAUGAGCUAUUAAAUUUGAAAAGGGGUCAAAUAAAAAACGAGGGACCAAGUGCACACCCCAAUACACCAAAUGUUAAACGUAUAGAAGAAUAUCCUAACAACGGAAAAAAGACAAAUGAAUAUGAAAAUCUUCCCAGAGGAUUUUUUGAUGAUAAAGAAAAAGAUAUACUUGUAAGAGAAAAUAUUUCCUUACACAAGAUUAAUCAAAAAAUUGGAGAAAUUAAAAAACAGAAAAAAAAUAUCUUGUUAGAAUAUAAAACAUUGGAAAGCGUUUACGAGGAGAAGAAAAACAACUACAUCGAUUAUUUAUAUGAUGAUAAGUUUGAUGACAAAGAACAUAUUUUGAAUGAAAUUAAAAUAAAGUCAGCAAAUUUGCAAAAUCUAAAGAAAAGUUUUGGCUCCAGGGGUCUAGAUGGGGAAUCAGAAACGGAUUCACAAAAAGGUAUUCAAAGGGUUAAAAAAAAAAAAAAAAAAAAAAACAGUAUACGAAAAAAAUCGAAUAAGUAUCAACUUUAUGACGAGCAUGGGGAUAUUUUCGAUUGGAAGAAGAAAAGUCCUUUUUAA
This is a messenger RNA of Plasmodium gonderi, 1929 nucleotides long. RefSeq lists its product as hypothetical. The record is from RefSeq and is a predicted model, not a curated record. NCBI's taxonomy places the organism in Eukaryota, Apicomplexa, Aconoidasida, Haemosporida, Plasmodiidae. The transcript has a single exon. The coding region runs from base 1 to 1929 and encodes 642 amino acids.